UAAGUGAUCGGUAUUUUGGGGGAUUUUAAACCGCGAGGCUCGUAAAUCACGUGACCUCUCACAGCUCCGAUGUGAGGUGAGGAUCUUUACAGAGUGAGGAGACUCAGAGGAGAUGGAGUCAAAGGGAAUCAUUCAGGAGGAAAACGGUAGAAAAACAGAAUGUGAGGAGGAUCAGAGAGAAUCCACACCGGAGGAGAAGCGCUUCGACCCGGACGAUCCGACUCUGAUCAUCGUGGAUGAAGAAGAUCAACUUGACUUUGAGUUGGACAACUUUCCGUCUCCCAGAGCUCUGAUGUCUUGUGGUCACGCCGUCACCCCGACGUCUCUCACCAACUGGUGCCGCCGGCAGCUGGACCAGGGCCAGAGAUUCUUUGUUUGUGGGAUGCCUGACUGUGAUGUUCGGUGGUCCUUCAAGGAAGUCCAUCGAAUGGCUCUUCUGACCCCUGAAGAAGUCCGCUACUUUGAAAACAAAAUAUUUGAUAACGCCAAGGACUGCUUCGACAUCAAAUUAUGUCCUGGCUGCCAAUCCACAGUGUUGAGGAGUGAUUUCACCAACCUCUGCGUUGAGUGCACAUGGUGCACCAGAAACCACAGAAGGCCGUUCUUCCUCUGCUGGCAGUGCCUGAGAGAGUGGCGAGGCCCGUCGCCACGUACAGACGGCUGUGACAACAGAGGCUGCUCAGAUAAGUCCCUGGAGACUCUGAAGAACUGUCCAGACAUGACCUUCUUAGAAGUGGAGGGGGUCACCGGCUGCCCCUCCAUCCGGGCCUGUCCCUCCUGUGGCUUCCUGCUGGGACACGACCAAACCGGCUGCAAAUUCUUGUUGUGCCCUCAAUGCGGGGAGGAUUUCUGCUUCGUGUGUCUGAAGAACACCGACGACUGCUGUGAGACCAGUGACCCUUAUGACCCUUGCUCCGGCGGCGUGGCUCCAAGACAGACCUCCAUACCGAGCAGGGUUUUAUUCCUGCACAGAUCUGUUUAACUGUCUUGUGGUCGUGCACCACUAGUUUGAGCUACAUCGCUGUCGCACUACAGUUCAAGAAUAAAUUUGAAAUGUGUGUGUAUCCAUGUGUUC
Molecule: messenger RNA, 1075 nt
Organism: Salarias fasciatus (jewelled blenny)
Lineage: Eukaryota; Metazoa; Chordata; Actinopteri; Blenniiformes; Blenniidae
Product: probable E3 ubiquitin-protein ligase ARI7
Exons: 4
Coding region: 113-982 (289 amino acids)
Source: RefSeq, a predicted model, not a curated record